Solenopsis invicta (red fire ant) is the source of this 1473-nucleotide messenger RNA. RefSeq lists its product as uncharacterized. The coding region runs from base 417 to 896 and encodes 159 amino acids. The transcript is spliced from 3 exons. Lineage: Eukaryota; Metazoa; Arthropoda; Insecta; Hymenoptera; Formicidae. The record is from RefSeq and is a predicted model, not a curated record.
UUAAUCUUACACUUGCGGACGUGCGCUGCGGUUGAAUGCCGGAUGUGCGGCUCGCUAAGUUAGAAUCACGAGAAGCCGAUCAUUUUCGCACUUCAAGCAGUCGUCUGUGCAUCAUCGUCGAAAGUGCACAAAUUCGUAAACCGCUUGAAUCGUCAAUCGUGCCUACCGUCCCGCGCCGGUGCAAUCAAGUUCGAAGAGCUUAGACGAGCGACGUCAGGAGAAUCAGCGGAAAUCAGUUGACGCGUGACAAGGAGAUAAUAGCGGCGUUAUCGCUCACUUGGAUCGGCAUAAUUCGUGGAAUCCCCGGAUUCGCUAAUCACGUUGCCAUAGUCGCUCGUAGCGCGUCGCGAGAUAUAAUAAAUAGACGUUGAGAAAGAGAUUCAAUAAUUACUAAUUUUCCUGAAUUACCGGUCAUUAUGUCUCCUCGCGAUCUCGUUUCUCGAAUUCUGCUACUCUCGAUCGUUCGUUUCUCAUUGACGUCGGUCAUCCAGCCGCAGAGUUGGCUCAUUGUGCGAAUCUCGCCGGAACAAGCGACGAGCAACGCGGAGAACGGUCAACCAGAGUCGAAAAUGCCGCAAAUCGAGAUUCAAAUGAUGAAGGGUCACGUCUCGCCGGAUGAGAAGUGGACGGUCGCCAAUGAAUACAAACACUUGGACAAAGAUUAUCACGCGGCGAAGAAGACAUCGACGACAAACGAGAAGAAAGCCUUCCGAAUUGAAAAUGACGACACGAAAGUGAGAAAAAAGGAGAAAUUGUAUGAUAUUCCGCAUGAUACCGUCAUGCCUGAUUGGUUUGUUCAGCCGAUUGGAUCCAGGAAUAUUAUUGCAGCGCCGCAACGCUGCCCGCCGGGACAAAGGGAAGAUAGUAUAGGAAAAUGUAGAAUGGAGAUACCAUAAUACAAAAGAAAUGGACAAGAGAUAAAGAAGACAAGGAAUGAAAAAGGAAAACGCUUAAAUAAUUAGAGCUCUCCAGUUAUCGAUAUUUAUCUUAUAUAAACUUGUAAAGUAUUAAGAAUAUGCAAAGCUGUUUUGCUUUCAUGAAUAAAUCUCUGCAUUAAAUAUAUACACUUCUUACGCGACUAUAUUUACCAUUCGAAUUGAUCUAAUUGACAUCAAUCUUUCAUAGAUCAGUUAAUAUUUCAUAGAUCAGUUAAAGUUAUAAAGUUGUCAAGGAGUUAUAAGUUAAUUUUCUGAUAAUUAUCAAAAUUUAACGUGCAAUAUUCAGUUUUUAUACGAGAUAAAUUCUGUAAUAUAUGUUCAAUAAAAACUAUCGAUACUUUUGAAAUUUAUAAAUAUUACGUAUUUCAAAACGCGAGCACCGAAUUGUGAGACAUAUAAAAUUUAUACGUGCACAAAUAUUUUUGCUGAAUAGUGAAAGAAUAGAAUAGCUUAAGGAUGUAUUGGACAGUCCCAACACAGUAAACAAAAUUUGGAAAUGUGUUGAUAUUCAUAUUUCAAAUGAAUUAUAUAUACA